CACUUUCCUCCUUCAUUUCCACCUCACAUCUCUCUCGCAUCUUGAUCUUUCUCUCCAUUUUCACCUUUCGUCUUUCGCACUUUGAUCUUUUUCUCCUCCACUAGAAAUCCCUCCUCUUCCACUUGCAUCUUACGCCUCUCUCGGACACCUCCAUAUCUUUCCUCUCCAGUCCCUCCACCCACAAUUCCACCUUACGUCUCUCGCCUCUCCACCUCCUCCCACACCUCCAUCUCAUUUUUCACCACCCACAAUCCCUCCUUCAUCUCCACUUCACUUCUCUCUCGCACCUCCAUCCUUCUCCUCCUCCUCCUCCUCCAGCCACCUCCCACCCGUCCACCCCGCCAGCUUUCCCUCCCACUCCCAGAUCCCGGUGGCUGUGGGGCCCAAGACUGGCUGACUGUGGUUUCUGGGGUUAGUUUGCUACUCACUACCCAUGAACAAAGACAAGGGGCCACAUCUCCUGCUCUCUUAGUGUGUCACAUCUCUUCCACCACCCACUGAUUGAUAUUCGCUGCCCAUAUUGAACAUUGACCUUGACCUCGAUUGCACGCCUCCUCCUCCAUCUCCUUCUUCUCUUCCUUCAGUGAGUGAGUUUCGCCUCUCCACGCCCCGUCAGGAUGGCCGGGGCGUGGCUGCCGUUGCUGCUGUGCGUGGUCGUAGCAGGAGCAGCAGAAGCAGGAGGAACAGGAGGAUCAGCAGAACCAGCAGGAGCAAGCAGUGGCAGAGCAGGAAAAUCAAAGAAAACGGAGAUGCAAGAUAACAAAAGGGGACGCUUGCUUAAUGAGGAUGAGCAUUCGUUUGUAAACUACGGGAACUCAGUGGUCAUUGGCCCCGCCCCACCCCGCCCCGAAGAUACCCCGCCGCACACGAGAGCUAAUUCGAAGUUUACGUCCAGCGAGCCCCCUACGUCACCCCCGCCGAAGGGACCGCCCAAAACACACAUCUUCAGGACUUCGAUCUCCUCCCCUUCGGCACCUCAAACAGACAUGGCGGACAUCCUCACCAACCUGCAGAUCCUGAACAUCCUCACGACGCAGGAUUCAUUUCCAAGACACCUCAAAAACGUCCAGCUAGGGGUGAGGAACGAGGGGUUGAGGCCACCGGAAGGGCAGAUGGCUGGUGUGUAUAAUAUCGCGGCGCGCAACACUAUUCUCACAGGGCAACAUCCCGCUUCGAUGCUUCACCAGCUGCUCCUCAACCCCGCCCCUGACCCUGCCGGACCCAACCUCGCCUCCCCCUUCGAGCUGCCCCCCCUCCACACCCGUCCACUGCAGAAUGAGUCCAAUGGUUCAGUCUACUUCCCCGGCCUCGUCGACCCUCCAGACGUCACUCCAAACCCCACCCACUCCUUCCCAAUCCCCACCCAUUUCACUUCAAAUCCCGCCCACUCCUUUCCAAGCUAUGACCAACCCACUCCAAAGCCCGCCCAUCCAGUCGUGACCCCCGUUCUGACCACUCCAAGCCCCCCUGCCCACUCCACCACUACUCCCACUAAGUCCUCGCCUGAAACCGUCCAUUUCAUCCUCGGUCCUGUCCCCAUCCACUCCAUCCCUAGCCCUUCUCACUCCUUCUUUGACGGUCCCCACUCCAACCCUACGCUCGCCCAUCCUCCUAACUCCCCUCACUUUCCCAUCGGUAACGCCCACUCCAGCCUAUACCCCGCCCACUCCACCUUCAGACCCACGCCUUCAACCCCUAGCCCUACCCACACCCUUCCUUACCUCACCGUUACCCCUCCCCUCCCAACAACCAGCCCCGCUCCUCCUUCCCUGGGCGCGGCACCCCCCACGAGCAGCAGCCUGCUCCCCGUGGUUCCCCCGCCCGGCCUGGACUUGAGCCAAAUCGUCAGCCAGCUGGCAGAGGCUAACAUGGCCGGUCCCGCCCCUACCCCUGCCCUGCCCUCCCUCGGCCAGCUGACUGCACUCAGCCAGUACCUUCGGUGGCUCAAGGAGUUACACCAGGAACAGAUGCAGCAGCUACAGCAGCAGCAGCAGCAGCAGGAGCAACAGGUGGAGUUGGAUCUGGGGCCUGCUAUCACCGAGGAGAUGAUCCUGGCCAGCCUUCUACACACCCACCACGUCCAGGAGGCUGACCAGGGCCCCCUGCCUCCCUCUAUCGAAGCCCCCUAUGUGCCUGCCCUGCACGGCCCCUUCAAUGCAGAGCCCCCGGCCCCGCCGACCCCAGUCAUGCCUCCAGCCCCGCCAAACUCCUUAGUGGAUUUAAUACCGCCGGAUUAUUUACUGACCCAGACUGACAACGGAAGUGUGGGAGGGGGAGGGGGAGGGGGAGGAAGCCUGCAGGAUCUUUCGGUGCCCCAGGCUGACGCCGUGGGAGGUGGGGGAGGCCUGCAGGAGUGCGUCAAGAGCGGUGGCUGUGCCCUGCUGGCUGCCGGAACGCUGGCCGCGUUGCUCACUGGGGCACUCACCGUGCCCUUCAUUUUUCCGGUCGCUGCUGCUGUCGGACUGGGCCGCCGCCGCCGGUCCUUAGAGAGUGAGGGCAGCGGCGUCGUGCUGGAGUACCUAAGGCAGAACCGCGGCGCCCUGCUUGCGGCGGGCAUGGCACGGGUGGAGGCCGAGGUUGGGCGGUCCUUGGACCCCGCCCUGAGGCAGACACUGGAACAGAGCGACCCCCGGCACCUUCUGCCCUUACUGAGACACGCCCUCGCCGGCCGUGGCCCCCGCUCCUCGGGGCUCCUCAGGCAGAUAUGCGAGGCGGCGGCCUCUCCGGGGAUGCCGCCCUCUAUGCCCACGGUGGUCACGGCCCAGCACUGCCUCCUGCUGGCCGCCGCGGCUCACCUCUGACACCCUCACCCAAGA
Molecule: messenger RNA, 2816 nt
Organism: Eriocheir sinensis (Chinese mitten crab)
Lineage: Eukaryota; Metazoa; Arthropoda; Malacostraca; Decapoda; Varunidae
Exons: 2
Coding region: 618-2801 (727 amino acids)
Source: RefSeq, a predicted model, not a curated record